Strongylus vulgaris is the source of this 222-nucleotide messenger RNA. NCBI's taxonomy places the organism in Eukaryota, Metazoa, Nematoda, Chromadorea, Rhabditida, Strongylidae. The record is from the annotation of a GenBank genome assembly.
AUGAGCCCAGAGGAGGAAGCGGCUGCCGUCUCAGAGGAUGAACUGACCACUAGUGAGCCUUUUGAUGCGAAAAUGUUUGAGGAAAUUGAAGCCGCCGAGGAGACGGAGUCGGCUCCUGAAGUCAGCAGAAUCUCUGAUCGCAUUCCACAGCGCUUUUAUGCCUAUCGAGCCGAUGUCAUCAUUUGCACCAACAACUCUGUCGAGCACUUCUGCGGAGAUUGA